CGGAACUGUAUCCCAAAAAAAGAAAAGGCUAACGCCUUUUUCUGGUUGUAACUGUAUAAAAUAAAGUAAUUCAUGAAUCAAAAUAUCAAGGAAUAGAGAGUAAUCGAAGUAGAUACUAUUACAGAGAGAGAGAGAGAGAGAGAGAGAGAGAGAGAGAGAGUUUGCAUAACUAUCAACUCAGAGUGUUUCAGGUUUCUGCUGCAAACAUGAACUGUCUUCAGAAUCUUCAGCGAUCCUAUGUUUUGCCCUUACAAGUAUCCACGCGCCACCACAGGAACCAUCCUUUCUGUUCUGUUUCACUGGGAAUCAGCAAGAGUUCUCAUCAGAAUCGAAGUAUGGCAAUUAAGUCUGCUUCUGGUUCCAUACCAAGUGCAGAGACCAGUAGUUUUGAUAUGAAAGAGGAAAAGUCUGAGACAUAUAGUAACAACAUGACAGAAGCCAUGGGUGCUGUUUUGACAUAUAGGCAUGAAUUGGGAAUGAACUACAACUUCAUCCGUCCAGACUUGAUAGUAGGAUCAUGCCUACAGACUCCCGAAGAUGUUGACAAACUUCGGAAAAUUGGAGUGAAAACUAUAUUUUGCUUGCAACAAGAUCCAGACCUAGAAUAUUUUGGAGUUGAUAUCAAUGCCAUACGAGAAUAUGCCAAGGCGUGCGGUGACAUUCAGCACUUGCGUGCUCAGAUAAGAGACUUUGAUUCAUUUGAUUUACGGAUGCGUCUCCCAGCUGUAGUUAGCAAAUUAUACAAGGCAAUAAAUUCCAAUGGAGGGGUGACAUAUAUACAUUGCACUGCUGGACUUGGAAGAGCUCCAGCCGUUGCGUUGGCAUAUAUGUUUUGGGUUCAGGGUUAUAAACUCAAUGAGGCUUAUAAACUUCUCCUGAGCAAAAGGCCAUGCUUUCCGAAACUGGAUGCCAUUAAAAGUGCGACUGCUGACAUUCUUACAGGCCUCAGUAAGAAGUCUGUCACUUUAUCAUGGGAAGGCAGUAAUUGCUCUUCAGUGGAAGUUUCAGGACUCGAUAUCGGAUGGGGGCAGAGAAUGCCCUUAGAUUUUGAUGACAAGCAAGGUUUGUGGUCUCUCAAGAGGGAAUUGCCUGAAGGGCACUAUGAAUACAAGUAUAUAGUUGAUGGGAAAUGGAUAUGCAACAAGAAUGAGCUUAUAACUUCUCCCAACAAAGAUGGCCAUGUCAACAAUUUUCUUGACGUCCUUCAUGAUCCCAGCAGUGUUGGCGCAUUGCUUAGGGAGAGAUUGACUGGUGAUAAUCCUGAUCUCACAAAGGACGAAAGGCUGAGAAUAAGAGAGUUUCUUGAAGCCUAUCCUGAUGAGACUGAGCAGUGAACCAUCAAUGGUUCAUAUGUAAAGAAAUAGAUGCACGUUUAUAAAUAAAAGAGUCAUCAAAUUUGAACCAUAGAUAAGAUCUAUGUUACAAAAAAGAGAAAAAUAUGUUGGGAUGCAGCAGUAUGUGUUGAGUUGGAUGGAAAUAAAAUGAUCGUAGCACAAUUCAACCAGUGCAAAUGUAUCAUGAUGACAUGUAAGAUGGCUGUUAAAAAGAUAAUACAGUUAUAACUUGUACCCAGUUGCCUUCAGAUUUUCAGUAAAUGUUUACAUCAUUAUCAUCCACUCAUGUGUAAGCAUAUUCUUAAAGUUUUUCUUUUCUGGUAAUAAUAAAUUAUUUUUCUCUCUGGUUUUUU
Messenger RNA from Arachis stenosperma, 1687 nucleotides. RefSeq names its product phosphoglucan phosphatase DSP4, amyloplastic. Gene Ontology annotation, cellular component: chloroplast. NCBI's taxonomy places the organism in Eukaryota, Viridiplantae, Streptophyta, Magnoliopsida, Fabales, Fabaceae. Gene Ontology annotation, biological process: protein dephosphorylation; starch catabolic process. The record is from RefSeq and is a predicted model, not a curated record. Gene Ontology annotation, molecular function: protein tyrosine/serine/threonine phosphatase activity; starch binding; carbohydrate phosphatase activity. The transcript has 14 exons. The coding region runs from base 207 to 1334 and encodes 375 amino acids.